Lachancea meyersii CBS 8951 is the source of this 1059-nucleotide messenger RNA. The record is from the annotation of a GenBank genome assembly. NCBI's taxonomy places the organism in Eukaryota, Fungi, Ascomycota, Saccharomycetes, Saccharomycetales, Saccharomycetaceae.
AUGGAGCAUCAGAACAACGCUUACAUGGCAGCCCAUGAGUCAAGGUCUGGGUUGGGAGACCGUCAAAGGUCGCUUUUGCCGCAGAGAUCGGCUAUUUCCAAGGGAAAAUACACGUUACACGACUUCCAAAUUCUAAGAACUCUAGGAACAGGGUCCUUUGGAAGAGUUCAUUUGGUACGCUCAGUGCAUAAUGGGCGUUAUUACGCUAUCAAGGUUUUGAAAAAACACCAGGUGAUAAAAAUGAAGCAAAUUGAGCACACCAACGAUGAGCGUCGGAUGCUGAAGCUGGUGGACCAUCCGUUUUUGAUUCGCAUGUGGGGUACUUUCCAGGACUCGCGCAAUUUGUUUAUGGUGAUGGACUACAUCGAGGGCGGUGAGCUUUUCUCGCUUCUCAGAAAAUCGCAACGGUUCCCCAAUCCAGUGGCCAAGUUCUUCGCCGCAGAAGUUAUCCUCGCUUUGGAGUACCUUCACGCUCAUGACAUCAUUUACCGGGACUUGAAGCCUGAAAACAUCCUGCUGGACCGCAAUGGACACAUCAAGAUCACAGACUUUGGAUUUGCGAAAGAGGUAGAUACCGUAACUUGGACUUUGUGCGGUACUCCCGACUAUAUUGCUCCAGAGGUAAUUGCCACCAAACCAUACAACAAAUCCGUCGACUGGUGGUCCCUGGGCAUCCUGAUUUUCGAAAUGCUGGCCGGUUACACGCCAUUCUACGAUACAACGCCAAUGAAAACUUACGAAAAGAUCUUACAGGGGAAAGUCACGUAUCCACCUUUCUUCCAUCCCGAUGUGGUUGAUCUAUUAAUAAGGCUAAUCACUUCCGAUUUGACUCGUAGACUGGGUAAUUUGCAGAGUGGCGCGCAGGACGUGAAAUCACAUCCUUGGUUCAGUGAAGUCAUAUGGGAAAAGCUGUUGGCAAAAGAUAUCGAGACCCCUUACGAACCUCCCAUUACAGCUGGCGUGGGCGAUUCCUCUCUUUUCGACCAAUACCCCGAAGAGCAUUUGGACUAUGGUUGUCAGGGCGAAGAUCCAUACGGGCAAUACUUUCUUGAGUUUUAA